This is a messenger RNA of Haliotis rubra (blacklip abalone), 2926 nucleotides long. RefSeq lists its product as uncharacterized. The transcript is spliced from 4 exons. The record is from RefSeq and is a predicted model, not a curated record. Gene Ontology annotation, molecular function: cysteine-type peptidase activity. Gene Ontology annotation, biological process: proteolysis. Lineage: Eukaryota; Metazoa; Mollusca; Gastropoda; Lepetellida; Haliotidae. The coding region runs from base 25 to 1695 and encodes 556 amino acids.
CUGACAGAAUACACAUGGAUCCUGAUGCCAUACCAAGCAUCUGACGAUCACUGGGUGCUUUUGGCCGCCAACGUCCAAGAUGGAACAAUCCGGGUGGUCAACACAGCACCAACCAAGCAUCCAGAUGUCGCCAUUGAAAUAGCAGACCACUGGAGGAAGUACAUGAAGUAUCGUAGUUCCCACACUGGACAGAACCUGACUAGAUGGAAGCUGGAGGAAUGUCAUGUGUUGGAGCAAACAGACCCACCCAGUAGUGGAGUCCAUGUUUUGAUGGCAGCAGAGUCAAUCCUACGUGGAACAUCACCUGUAGUGAUGAGAAAUUGCCAUGUCCGAAGGUUCCGGCAGUAUGCACUCAAUAACAUUCUCAAUGCAGCUAACUUUGAUAUGCAGGAGGAGCAGAUUGUGGAUGAUGAGGAUGAUCUCCUUGCUGAGGACAACUUGCCAACAGGAGCUGAUGGUUGUCCAGAGUCGAUGGACAGAAACACUCUGUCUUGGGGUGCUGGGUCCAGUCAGACCAGUGCCACCACAUGCACCUCCGCCAGUGCUGUCCCCUCUUGUAGCUCAGCCUCUGGGUCAGGUGUACAAGGCAGAGAGUCACCAGUUGGGAGGACCUCACCCCGAAAUCCCAAGAAGAGGAGUCUUUCAUCAGGAACAUCCGUGAUUGAUAGUCAGGACAAGGCAAUAGAUUUCUCCCUGGCCCAAAGCGGGGGCAUAUCUGAAGAUGGACAGCCCAGGAGCUCGGACAGUGGUCGCAGCUGCCGGACUCGCAGUCCCUCUCAGUUUGCUGGUUCUCACCCUAAAGACCAUAACUAUGCCAAUGGAGCGUUGGCCACACAGGGAGCAGCCUUCCUCAAGCCCACUCCCCACACUAUUCCAAGUGCUGACAACCUAGAGAAUGUACCUCGGCAAGUGAUAAACCCUGUUCCAGUGUUUAGACCAUCAGGGUUUUUGUUCCAGAAUGGAUAUGUUCCCAAACAUCCACCUCCAAUGUAUCCAAUAGAUAAUUUGUAUCGUGGACCUGGCCCCUUCCCGAAUCCCCUCUCCUCCUCAACUGUCCAGGAGAAACCUUGUGAUAUGAGCAUGCAAUCUCAGAUAGCUCUAGACUCUCAACCCAGCACGUCCUCUCAGUAUAGUUAUGUACAGAUGAACUAUGUUGAAGAUGUUGAAGAUCUAAGAGUAAACCCAUCCAGCACCUUUAACCAUCCUCAUCUACCCCCUCCAUAUCGGGUGUCGGAGUCUGAUGGGGCAACUUACACCGAGCUCUCGAAUGUUCGUAUCUCUGAUCUGCAGUCAAGCAACCUCAUCACAAGCUCUCAGACCAUUGCUGAAAAUGAGAAUGUGGCAAUGAAGACUGUUGUGAGGCAAGCUUCACCAUCUCCGUCAGUGUCAUCUGAUAACAGUAACAUCAUUAUUGAUGUUGUGUCACCGGCUCCAGAUCAGAGACUAGCUGCUGAAUCAUCACAAGAUGGAUUUGCUCAUGUGAAUCAGCCAUCAACAAGUAGAGAUGUGGGCGACCAAGAACUGUUCCAGCCAUCUGUCAGUAGACAAGGAUCUGAGAGUGGUCCGUCCGGAGGGGCAGGAGUUGAUGGUCGGUCUGCAUCUCCGUAUAGUAACCCUGAGGACAAUGAUCAGGAAGAAGAGGAAGAUCUUAGUAACCUGAACAUGCUUAGCGCAGUAGCAUCCAAAGAUACAUGAUUGUUGUCUCAGCGACUUAAACCCUAAUCAGUAAUAUUGUUCCAUGAAUUCAUGGUACAGUGCAGGAUAAAGGAGAGAUGAGCAUCUGUUGGGUUGCUACAGAAGCUGCUGGGUUCCAGGCAGGGCAACAAAUUCAGGGAUAAAUUAACACAUGUGUAAACGAUUGUCCUGAAGCUUCGUGUUGGAUACACAUCUUGCAAACCUGCUCACAUGUCUGACAUUCAGAAACUGUUGGGACAUGCAGAACUUCACUUCAGUAAAUUAUUGUUUCUGUUCCAACAAAUGUAUGAUGCUUUCUCCAGUAGUGCUUGGGACAUGUGCCAUGUGUGGUAACCAUUCGAACUUUGCUUAUGGAAUAUUUUCAUCAUGUUAUGGAAUUCAUUAAGUUUGAUUACUGUGUAUUCAACUAAGAAAUUUUGUUCUAUUAUAUUUUAUCAUGAUCACCUUGUUUGUUAUGAUAGUGUAAUUAGUUUGUGCACUAAUAACUAUUAGAUUAUGUGCUUAUUAAUUUAUUUGUUUUAAUGUUGAAUUUUUAGAUAUGCCUUCCCUUACCCAACAGUUUUACUCUUACAUUUCUUAUUAAUUUAAAUAAAACUAGUUUUAAAACAUCUGAAAGUUUAAAAACUUAAUGGGAAUAUUGAUUCAUUUAGGAAUUCUUUGACAACAAAAUAUUAUGUUCACUGUUUUUAAGCCAUAAAUCUAAAUUGGAUGAAAAAAAUCAAGAUGAAAUCCAAACUGGGAUGAUAAUUCAUAUUGAUGAUAGUAUCCUGUGUUCGUGACUGUUAUAGAGUAGGCAGGAAUAUUUCUUCAGUCAUCACCACAUUCACUGAGACCUCGAUUCGAUUCGAUUUUCGAUAUUGGACCUUCAAUUCGAUCAUUUUCGAUUCAAUUCUUGAUACAAUUAAAAACAGCAGAUUUCAUUUAACUCUCUGAGUCGACAUUUUUAGCUUGAAAUCCAUUGUCAACUUGGCAAUGUCUACUAACAACAAUUCUCAUCGGAUGAUUAGCCAGUAGUCAACCAAUCAUGCUUCGCCUUAUUCCAGCACUUAAAUCUGCUUGAGUUGGAGUCAAAAUUACGUUCUGGCUGCGUGGAAAUAAUUUAAAUAGGUAUUCAAAUAUCGAAUUGAAAUAGUGAUAAUGGUUAUCGAAAAUCGAAACUAAGGUGUCAGAUUCGAAUCGUUGCAGCCCUACUAAAGACCUGCCCAGGUAUAAUUAAGUCAAAUAUAUUCUU